Candida albicans SC5314 is the source of this 2415-nucleotide messenger RNA. RefSeq names its product ubiquitin-specific protease (gene UBP1). The record is from RefSeq and is a predicted model, not a curated record. Gene Ontology annotation, molecular function: cysteine-type endopeptidase activity; cysteine-type deubiquitinase activity. Lineage: Eukaryota; Fungi; Ascomycota; Pichiomycetes; Serinales; Debaryomycetaceae. The transcript has a single exon. Gene Ontology annotation, biological process: protein deubiquitination. Gene Ontology annotation, cellular component: cytosol; nucleus. The coding region runs from base 1 to 2415 and encodes 804 amino acids.
AUGUUUCUUUCUAGAAGAAUUAUUUUAUUCUUAAUUAUUAACUUUACUUUAUUAUUACAAUUAUUCAAAUUGACUUUAUUCACCAAAAACAAAUUAGUUGCUACUGUUUCGACAUCUUUACUUUUAUUUAUUUCAUUAUAUUAUUUAACCACCUCAACAACAUCGACAUUAGGUUCAAAAUUAUCAUCAACAUUUAAUAUCAAUAUCAUCAUACCCAAAUUUCUCCGUAAUAUUAUGAAUUCAGCAAGAUUUGGUAGUAGUAGACCAUUUUCAAGAUUUAGUUAUAAUAAUAAUUCCAAAAAAUCAAAAGAACAAAAUUUUGCAAUUAAAAAUGGUGGUGAAAUUGGAGGAAUUAGUAAUGAUGGUAAUACAUGUUUUAUGAAUUCUGUUAUUCAAUCAUUAGCUUCUUCAAGAGAAUUAUUAAAAUUUAUUGAUCUGUAUUUAUAUACUGAAAUUGAAUUAGAUAAAAAACCUAAUGGUGAAUCAAUAAUUAUGAAAUCAAAUCAACCUAAAUCAGAAUUAGUUUUCACAAAUGCAUUGAAAAAAUUGUUAGAUAAUAUAAAUGGGAAAUAUGGUUCAAGAGGUAAAGAAUUUAGUACUAAACCAUUAUUAAAUAAAAUGCCAAAUGGUCCUAAACAAAAUUUUUUCAGUGGUUAUAAUCAAGAAGAUGCUCAAGAAUUUUAUCAACUAGUUAUGAAUUUAUUGGAAAGAGAAUAUAAAAAAAUGAAUUCUUCAAGAUUACCAACCCCUGAACCUGAAGACAUGAACAAUGAUAAACUGCAAGAUAAUUCUACUGCUACUAGUGGUGGUAGUAAAUUUAUUGAUGUUAGAAAUAUCAAAAGUGAUGUUGUUAGUGGUUGUGAUAAAUUGGGUAAAUUAGGUACAGUAUAUGUACCAGCAGCCCAAGUUGAUCCUAAUUUGAGUGAUGCUGAACAUAAAGUAUUGCCAUUAGAAUUAAUAACUCCGGUUGAUGGGAUUUCUGCUGAACGUAUUGGAUGUUUGACAUGUGGUGAAGUUGGUGGUAUUCGUUAUUCAGUGAUAAGUGGAUUGAGUUUAAAUUUACCAAGUACUUCAUCUUCAUCUUCAUAUUAUUCUGGAUUUGAUUUAUUUCAAUUAUUAAAUGAAUGGAUAAAUCCUGAAGUGAUUGAAGAUGUGAAUUGUAAUCGAUGUGGAUUAAUCCAAACGAAAAAUUUUUUGAUUGAAACUUUACAAGAAUUAAAAGAUAAAUCUGAUAAUUCUGAUAAAUUAAUAACUCAAUUUGAAAAAAGAUUACAAUUAAUUGAAAUUGAAUUAAACAAACAUUGUAUAACUGAUGAAGUUUUCGAAAAAUUGACAAUUAAAAAACAAAUUAAAAAAAGUAAAAAAUCAAAACAAAUAAUGUUAGAUCGUCCUCCACCAUUAUUAUGUAUUCAUAUUAAUCGUUCAGUAUUUGAUCCAAGAACUUAUAUGAUAGUGAAAAACCCAAGUAAUGUUUCUUUCCCUAGUAAACUCAAUUUAUCACCAUAUAUUGUUGAACCCAAAGAUAUAAAUAUGGAUGCAAGAUUACCAUUUAGAAAACAAGAUGAACAUUUCAUGUCAGAAAAAUCCCAUAAAAAUGGACCAAUUGGAAGAAAAUCCGAUGAAAAUCUUGAACUUGAACUUGAACUUGAACCUGUAUCCCCAUCUUCUUCAUCAACAUCACCAAUAUCAUCACCACAUUCAUCAGAUUCAUCAACAAGUUCCACUGGUUUUGAUAAAGCAAAAUAUGAAUCAGAAACAUUCACAACAGGUACUGUCACUGUGACAACCGAUUUAUCCAAUAAUAAUAAUAAUAAAACUCCACAAAAUGGAUUACUAUUAAAUUCAAAAUUAUUAUAUAAUUUAAAAGCAGUUAUAUCUCAUUAUGGAACUCAUAAUUAUGGUCAUUAUAUUUGUUAUCGUAAAUUUAGAGGGACAUGGUGGAGGAUUAGUGAUGAAUCGGUUUAUGUGGUUACAGAAGAAGAAGUAUUGAGUGGACAAGGCACAUUUAUGUUAUUUUAUGAAUAUGAUGAUGGAUUUAAAGAAGUUUUACAAGAUGUAACCGAUGAAGAAGAAGAAGAAAAAGAAAAAGAAGAAAAAGCCCCAGUGGUGAAAGAAAGUAAUGAAAAUAAACUCAAUAGAAAUAAUUUAGCUGGGUCUUUAAAUAGCAAUGAAAAUGAACAGGGAGCUGAAGCUGAUUCUGAUUCUGAGACAGAUGCCGAUGCUGAUGCUGAUAUCGAUGAAAAUGAUGUUGAAAAAGAAGAAGAUGAUGAUCAUAUAGAAUCAUUGAACAGCUCACUUGUGAAUAUCCAUGAUGGCACAGAAAGCGAUCAUCUACUUGAUAAAAACGAUAGUGAUAAUGAAAACAAUAAUGCCGUUGCUCAAUUCAAUAUUGCGGAAGCACAAGUACAUUUGUGA